Pocillopora verrucosa is the source of this 1381-nucleotide messenger RNA. The record is from RefSeq and is a predicted model, not a curated record. Lineage: Eukaryota; Metazoa; Cnidaria; Anthozoa; Scleractinia; Pocilloporidae.
UGAAGGGUGAAGCAACGACAACCAAACUCAACCUUUGGUCCUCGAUUUUGAAAAACAUUCUGUUCGUGCACCUGCCGCAGUGUAAAUUUGUGUAACUUUUUUAAGUUCAGAAAAAUCUUCAGGAGUGAAAACAUGUCACGGUUUUCCUUACCGACAACUGCACUUACUCUACUGGCCUUCUUUACUUCAGAAGCCCUGGGACAGAAUUCGACUGUUGUAAUGCCAUCACCGACUGCAUCUUACACUAUGGCGCCCAUGUCAUCACAAGCAGCACAACCUACAACAAAAGUACCCAACGACACCACACCGACGCAAAGUACCACAAAAAAAGGGGAAACCACACCAACCACAGACACAAAGAAGCCAACUUGUGCGAUGAUUAAGUUUGUGGCAGACCGAAUGUGGAAUGCAUCCCUUGGAAACUCUACGUCAAAAGAGUCCAAAGCUUUGGAAGACAUGACAUCCAUGGCAAUGGAAUACCUUUACAAUGAUUCCAAAAAGUACUACGAUGUUGAAGUAUCAGAAGUCAAAUUCUCAAAUAAAAACGGCAAAGUUGGCGUGGAAGCGAAGUUAUGCUUGGUUGUGAAGAAAAAAGGUGUUUUGAUCGAAGAGGUGUUUACAGAAAAAUUGAAGACUGGUCUCUUUCGUGAUUUGAAGGUUAUGAGUGAGGGUGCUGAAUUUAAACCCAAAGGUGUUGACUUAAAGGACUGGAAAGCCAAAGAAGGCGAAUGCGAAAAGUGUAGUGGAGGUGGCGGUGAGAUCACUAUCGAGGGAAAGUGUGUGCCGGAUGAUGGGUACAGCUGUGACGGGUUGAAGGUGGAAAAGAUGACGAAAGACUGCGUAGAAUACUGUGGCACGGUGGGUAUAACGGUUUCCCUUCUGGUCCUGGCUUUUGGGAUGUUACUCUCGUUCAGUUCGCAGUAGGUGCUGAAUGGAUUUGGACAUUGCCAUGGGGAACAUCAGACCUUCAAAACAGGGGAACAUCAGACCUUCAAAACAAGGAAACAAGAUUUCAGUUACUUUCUAUUUAUGAAUCGAGUAUUUUAGUAGUCAAUAGACAGAAAAGUGAUGCAUUAGAAAUCUCACGUAUACCGGACAAUGUGAUGUCGUUCUUAAACUUUUUUGAAAGAUUUAACUACCUGUUCUCUAAAACUGUGAGUCCAUUAAAUGUUUCAUAUAUAGAUUCCGUGUUGCCAUACUUCUGUUGAGUAAUAGAUUACAGAUGCAGUAAAAAUGCGGUGAGAACAAAAAAGUGACCCAAGAGGCGCAGCCGGGUGCGUCACUGAGCUUCCUAUCACAUUAUGACGUUUUCUGUGAUCUUUUACUGUACAGACCCACGACAACAUCUGUUUGUUUCAUGCAAUAAAGAGCCAAAACAUUA